Molecule: messenger RNA, 1533 nt
Organism: Pestalotiopsis fici W106-1
Lineage: Eukaryota; Fungi; Ascomycota; Sordariomycetes; Amphisphaeriales; Sporocadaceae
Exons: 3
Coding region: 1-1533 (510 amino acids)
Molecular function (GO): protein serine/threonine phosphatase activity
Source: RefSeq, a predicted model, not a curated record
AUGAACUCUCUCAAUAUCAUCUCCGCGCGAGUCUCUCCGUCAUCGUCUCCAACCCCAUCGCGUACCAACUCCCUGAGCCAUGUUGGACUCGCCGCGUCUUCCUCGGACCAUCUGACGACUUCGCAAGACGGUGCUUCGCAGAGCGACACAAUCCAUUUGACGGCCGAGCCGGACGAGUACACGCAUGAUAACCACGAUCACGACGACUAUGCCGAUGAGAAAAGCCCCUUGCUAGGAGGUAACAGCGAUUUGAAGGACUCGAACGUCCGCUCCCAUUCGUGGCACGUACUCCCGAGCCGCUUUGCCAAUAGUUUUAUCAAUUCCCUGCGCUGGGUCUUAUCCACCAUUGCUGCUCCAGGGGUCUACCUGAUUGCUUGCUUCUACGACGAACGGGGCAAUUUCAGCCCUUGGCGGCAACUACGGAGAUUAUUUGGGUCCUACGAGGGAGACAUGGACAAGUUUUCGGAAGACUAUCACGAGCACGUCGCUACAGGAGGCGAGAAGCAAAGCUCUUUGCGACGCGCAAGCCAGAGCGCGAAGGGCAAGCCUGCGUCGACCGCAGCAUUACGUGCCGUGCCGUCUUCUGGAUCGUCGUCAUCAGGUGUCUCUUCGGAAUCGGAAUCAGAUAUAGCAGUCGGUAGCGAUACAUCCCGCCGCAGCUCUGGAUCCUCCGGGCGACACACGCGUUCCAAGACGAGCGAGGAGAUCGCGCCGGCGAGACGGUCGAUCAGGAUCAAGCUUCAUAGCGAGGAUGCUUUGCGACAGCGAAAGCACAAGAAGGCACAAUCUGCCGGCGGUGGUGACUCCCCGGCCGACCUCUCGGCCCAGCUAAAGUCACCUACAUCUCCCGUCAGCGCUCUCACCAAGUACCCCAAGACCCCUGCUCCACCUCGACCUCUUAUACCACAACGGCAGCCUUCGUACAUUCCGAUCGAAACCCCAGAUCCUGCACACCUCAAGACUCUGAUAAUAGACUUGGAUGAAACCUUGAUACACAGCAUGUCCAAAGGUGGCAGGAUGGGUUCAGGGCACAUGGUCGAAGUGCGGCUGAACACGACAUACGUUGGAGCAGGAGGACACCAGACCUUGGGACCUCAGCAUCCAAUUCUGUAUUAUGUGCACAAGCGCCCGCACUGUGAUGAGUUUCUUCGAAAGAUUUCCAAGUGGUUCAACCUCGUAGUUUUUACCGCGUCUGUUCAAGAAUAUGCUGAUCCCGUGAUUGACUGGCUCGAAUCCGAGAGGAAAUAUUUUACUGCCAGGUACUAUCGACAACACUGCACGUUUAGACAUGGAGCUUUUAUCAAGGAUCUGAGCUCGAUAGAGCCAGAUCUUAGCAAGGUUAUGAUUCUAGACAAUAGCCCUCUCAGUUACAUGUUCCAUCAAGAUAAUGCCAUUCCGAUCCAGGGCUGGAUCAAUGAUCCGACGGAUAAUGAUCUUUUGCAUCUGGUGCCCCUGCUGGAAGGGUUGCAGUAUGUGUCCGACGUCAGAGCCCUACUUGCAUUAAGGGGCGGCGAGGACGGAAGUCAUAUAUGA